GUACGAAUUUUGAUAACCCUAACCAGACUGCGACCUUAAAGAUUAUGUUGUGACAGAUGUCACAUUCAACACAUAAUAACUGCUAAGAGGGUCUUUAGAAGAGUGGGGAUUACUUAUCCAAGUCAAGGAUUAAAUAGCCAGAACAAAUUUUCCUGUGUGCAUUAUCGUGUUGUACGAUAGCGAACGUUCAUCGUGUGUAAUUAGUUCUUCAUUGUAAAAGAAAAAAUCAUUCAUUCAAUAAAAAUGACCUGCAAAUUAAUUUCCCUAAUGUUAGGGAUUCUUCUAAUGAAUGCUAAUUUAAAUAUGAUAACGGCAAAAUCUGUUCCACAAGAUGAGGAAGCUUUACGUGCAGUUUCUACAGGCUUGAGCCAAUUUUCAUCAGACUUUUAUAAUACGUCAUCGAAAGCUGAGGAAGGUAAUCUUAUCUGUUCACCUUUAAGUGCAGGUGUCGUAUUAGCUAUGACAGCUUUUGGAGCAAAAGGAAAUACUGAGAAGCAAAUGCGUGAAACCCUUCGUAUGCCUGAUGGUGUCACAAGUAAAAAAGGAUACCAAUCAUUGAUUGAUACUCUUAAUGAUGUUAAAAAAGUCCAACUUAAAUUGGCCCAGAAAAUUUAUACUGAUAACGACUUCGAAGUCAAACCAGAAUUUAAAGAAUUAACUGAAACUUACUUCCGAUCAACUUCAGAAAGUGUUGACUUUGGAAAACCACAAGAAGCAAGUCAAACUAUCAAUGCAUGGUGUGAAGAAAAAACUAAUAACCGUAUCAAAGAUGUUGUAUCACCUGAUGAUUUAGAAGGAGCAUUAAUAGUUUUGAUAAAUGCUGUCUACUUCAAAGGUAACUGGGUGUCAAAAUUUCCAGCAUAUAGUACAUCACCAAAACCAUUCCACGUUGAUGAAAAAACUACAAAGGAUGUAGAUACUAUGUAUCAAGAGAGAUCGUUCAAUUAUGGAACCUUGCCUGAACUUGAUGCUAUCUAUGUCGAACUCCCCUAUGAACAUGAAAAUGAAGAUGAUUCUAUCAGUAUGUUUAUCAUACUUCCAAAUCAAGUAGGAGGUUUGCAAAAAUCUACAAAUAAUUUGGAUAAAGUUAACUUCCAAGAACUUCAUAAUAAACGUCAAAAUACUCUCUUACGAUUAUUCAUGCCCAAAUUCAAAAUUGAAACUACACUCAAUCUCCAAUCAGUAUUAGAGACAAUGGGAAUGAGUGAUAUGUUCACAGAUAAUGCUGACUUCCGUGGUAUUGCAGAUGCACCUCCAUUAAAAAUUAGCAAAGUUAUUCAAAAAGCUUUCAUUGAAGUUAAUGAAGAAGGAAGUGAAGCUGCUGCUGUUACAGCUGUGGUUGCAGUUGCAAUGUCAGCAUUUGUAUAUGAUCCACCACCAAUUACUGUGGAAAUUAAUCGACCUUUUAUGUACGCCAUUCAUCAUACUAGCUCUAACACUGUACUAUUUCAAGGGCAUGUACAUUUACCAUCUAUGAACAUAAUGGCUGCUUUGAAGAAUCAGAGUUUACAAGUAGUUGCAAAUAGUUUGAGCAAAUUUUCAACAGACUUUUACAAGACUUUGUCAGAAAAGGAAACUGCUAAUUUCAUAUGUUCAUCAACGAGUGUAUCAAUGGUAUUAUCAAUGAUAUCUUUUGGUGCUGAUGGUAACACAAAAAAAGAAUUACAUCAAGCUUUAUAUCUUGAUAAUGACAGUCAAGUCACUCGUAAUGGAUUUCAAGUUCUCAUUGAUAUUCUAAACGCAGUGAAAACAGUCGACCUUCGAAUGGCAAAUAAAAUAUUUGCAGCCAUAGGAUUUGAAAUAAAAUCUGAAUUUCAAGCUAUCUUAGAAACCUCAUUUCGAUCAGCAUCAGAGACUCUUAAUUUUGAUCAAGCUCAAGAAGCUUCCAAUACAAUCAAUCAAUGGUGUGAAAAUAAAACCAACAAUCGUAUCAAAGAUGUUGUUCAACCAGAUGAUCUUCAAGGAGCAAUGCUCGUUUUAGUCAAUGCUAUUUAUUUCAAAGGAAAUUGGGUUAAAAAAUUUGAUGCUAAUCUUACAAAGCCUAUGCCUUUUCAUAUUAAUACAAGAGAGACCAAGGAAGUACCAAUGAUGAAAAGAAAAGGUCGUUAUAAUUAUGGUGAAGUACCUGGUCUCAAUGCUGUUUAUAUAGAACUGCCCUACGAGAAUAAAAGUGAAGAGGAUUCAAUCAGUAUGUUCAUCAUCCUACCAAAUGAUAUUGAUGGACUAAAAAAUGUUGAAAAUGAUUUCCAUAAGGUCAAUUAUAAACAGCUUCAUGAUAACAAAUAUUCUACAGAAAUUGAUUUACAAAUGCCUAAAUUUAAAAUUGAAAGUAAAUUUGAUCUUCAAGAUUCUUUGAUGAAAAUGGGAAUAAAUGAAAUGUUUGAUAAUCGUGCUAAUUUUUCAAAAAUUAGCAAUUCACCUUUGAAAGUGAGUAAAGUAAUUCAAAAGGCGUUUAUUGAAGUUAAUGAAGAAGGCAGUGAAGCUGCUGCAGUAACAGCAGCAGUUAUGAUGUUAAGAUGUAGUAUGCCACGUCCACCAAUGGCUGUGGUUGUGGAUAAACCUUUUCAUUGCGCUAUUGUUUCUACAAAUAGUGGAAUACCACUGUUUAGUGCACGUAUUGCUGAUCCGUCUGUGACCUAAAUUUCCAAUUAUCAUAAUAUUCAUUCUGUAUACAUGUCUUACUUUAAUAUCUGAGUUCAUUGAUAUUAAUAUUUUUUUUAUACAAUUUAAUAAAAAAAAAA
Molecule: messenger RNA, 2741 nt
Organism: Chelonus insularis
Lineage: Eukaryota; Metazoa; Arthropoda; Insecta; Hymenoptera; Braconidae
Exons: 14
Coding region: 244-2640 (798 amino acids)
Molecular function (GO): serine-type endopeptidase inhibitor activity
Source: RefSeq, a predicted model, not a curated record